AUCAGUAACUAAGAUUGCAUUUCAAUGUUUAAGUUAACAACCAAAGAAGUUAUCAGUAGUGACAAAAGUGGCUUCCAAUAUGGAGAGUUCAAUAAAUAUAGGAUCAAAAUCAUUCUUUGACUUUUCUUGUUUCCGCUGUCAGGAAAAUGACAGAAACACAGAGGCUGAAUUUUACUGUGAGGAUUGUUCUAAAUUUUACUGUAGUAAGUGUGUUGAUUAUCAUAACUCUUUUUACACAAAGCAUGCACUUUUGGGCAAGAAAAACAUCAGCCAGUGGCCUGAGUCCAAUGUUAGCCAACUAGAGCAAUGUCAGAAGCACAAGAAAGAAAAACUGACAGGAUUCUGUGAGGACCACAGUGAGCUAAUAUGUCAUGCCUGCCAUGUCCACAAUCAUCAGAAAUGCAGUCAUGUGGUUCUUAUAGCAGACAAAGUGAAAGACCUCCAUCAAAAAGGAGACUUCAAGCAGUUGUCAGAAACGUUUGAUACACAAUACCAGCAGUUGAUACAUAAGAAAAAUGACUUAGAGGAAAAUAUGAAGUCUAUUGAGAAAUCAUACAAGAAAAUUCUGGAAGAAAUCAAUGCUUUACGAAAGACAAUUAAUGAUGCUUUGGACCAACUGGAAAAGUAUACCAAGAAGGAGUUGGACACAUUACUGGAAACCACGAGGAAAUCAAUUCAAACUGAUAAAGAAAACUGCACUGAGUCCAUCAAAAAUAUUACAUGCUUAAAAGAAGAUUGGAGGAGAAUAAACGGAAAAAGUGAAUCACUCAAUUUUAUCAAGUAUAGAAAAUGUAUUGUCCAUUCCAUCAAAGUAGAAGCAGUUUUACAAGAGAUGACAAAAAAGAAUGAGAUUCAACUUAUCUUUAAACCUGAUACAACUAUCCAAACAAACCUGUCCACUCUCUCAGGAUUGGGACAAAUAUUUAGCUCAGUGAAACAAUUUAAACCUUCUCACAGAAUUACAGAGAACCUAGUUACCAGACAGAAUAAACCUGAAGCAUCUAGCCAGUCUGACCCUGAAAACCGAACAACUUCAAUAUUAAAGAAAAAAAUUCCCAAGCCAGACCCCAGUUCAUCUAGAAAGUACACACCAGGAAACCAAACAAGUGAUCUGACCAAGUCAGGCCAGGUGUCUGAUCCAGUAUCAAGUUCAUCAGACCAGCUGGUCCAGGGAUAUCAACCAGGUGCAGUAAGCAAGCCUGAUCAAAUCAUUAAAGUGACUAAUGAUAAGAGGUACACUGUGCUAAUUAAGGGUGAUGAAAAAACAUGCAAAAUAUCUGUCAUCUGUGAGACGUCUUCUGGAGAACUCCUCAUCACAGACUUUAACAACAAAAAAGUGAAGCUCCUGGAUCAGACCUACAAGGUGGUGACCCACUGUGACUUGCCCAGCACACCAUGGUCCAUGUGCAGCAUUGACUCCAACCUGGUGGCUGUUGCUAUGAGUAACAAAGAUGUCCACUUUAUCAGUGUGUCAAAUGGUCAGUUGAUACAGGACAGGAUACUAAAGCUCCAACAUUUCUGCAGGGGUAUUGCCCACCAGGAUGGUAACCUGUACAUGGCAGAUGGUAAAGCUCUGUAUCUCUAUACUGUGGAUGGAAGACUGGUGAGGGAAAUGUAUAAUAAAACGUCAGUUACCUCCUGUGCAGUGAGUCCAGAUGGAGACAGGAUAUAUGUGAUCAACCCGAACAGUAACCAGCUGGUCACACUGUCCAGGGAAGGCACAGUGAUCUCCACCCUGACUGUACCUGCACUGCGCUCCCCUAUAGGAGUACUACCUGGCCUACAGGUACAUGUGACAGAUUCAGGACAAGUUAUGGUGUGUGGAUACUGGUCCUCAACAAUAAUCCAGAUGGACAGGGAUGGGAGACAGAGACUGGCACAGGUGGUCACAGAGGAUGAUGGUGUGACUGGCCCAAUAUCUGUCUUCUAUAGUAAGCCCACAGGCUCAAUCAUUGUAGGAAUGAUGAACAAUAAUGACAUUAUAGUGUUUAAGGCACUGUUGGAGUAGGAUGAUGCUCAUUUCAAAUCAUUUAAUUAUACACUCACAUAUACAUCGUCAUGUAAUAAGUGUUACAGUUUUGUACACAUGGUUUUAAAGCCAGUGACUGUUGGAAUAGGACAUAUUCAUUAUCCUCUGUAUGAAACUAUUACAAAUUUCCAAUGAAACCAAGCCUGUAUCAUUAUGAACUUAAAUUGAAAUAUGCUCAGAUAUUAAUAGCAAACACAAUUAUUAGUUUGGUUGAAACUAGUUUUAUAAGGAUUGUUGAACAUAUUAGAAUAGUCUAUUCAAAAGAUUAUGUUUAAAAGACAAAGUUUAUUUAUUGCUCAUACAACUAUAUUCUUGUAUUGUUCAUGACAUGCAUGCCAAGUACUGUUAUUAAUAUUCGUAUGAAUACUUUUCAAACAUAUUAGAAUAGCCAAUUCAAAAGAUUAUGUUUAAGAGACAAAGUUUAUUUAUUGCUCUUACAACUAUAUUCUUGCAUUGUUCAUGACAUGCAUGCCAAGUACUGUUCUUAAUAUUCGUAUGAAUACUUUUCAAACAUAUUAGAAUAGCCAAUUCAAAAGAUUAUGUUUAAGAGACAAAGUUUACUUAUUGCUCCUACAACUAUAUUCUUGUAUUGUUCAUUACAUGCAUGCCAAGUACUGUUAUUAAUAUUCGUAUGAAUACUUAUCAAACAUAUUAGAAUAGCCAAUUCAAAAGAUUAUGUUUAAGAUACAAAGAUUAUUUAUUGCUCAUACAAUUAUAUUCUUGUAUUGUUCAUGACAUGCAUGCCAAGUACUGUUAUUAAUAUUCGUAUGAAUACUUUUCAAACAUAUUAGAAUAGCCAAUUCAAAAGAUUAUGUUUAAGAGACAAAGUUUAUUUAUUGCUCUUACAACUAUAUUCUUGCAUUGUUCAUGACAUGCAUGCCAAGUACUGUUCUUAAUAUUCGUAUGAAUACUUUUCAAACAUAUUAGAAUAGCCAAUUCAAAAGAUUAUGUUUAAGAGACAAAGUUUACUUAUUGCUCCUACAACUAUAUUCUUGUAUUGUUCAUUACAUGCAUGCCAAGUACUGUUAUUAAUAUUCGUAUGAAUACUUAUCAAACAUAUUAGAAUAGCCAAUUCAAAAGAUUAUGUUUAAGAUACAAAGAUUAUUUAUUGCUCAUACAAUUAUAUUCUUGUAUUGUUCAUGACAUGCAUGCCAAGUACUGUUAUUAAUAUUGGUGUGAAUACUUUUCAAACAUAUUAGAAUCGUCUAUUCAAAAGAUUAUGUUUAAGAUACAGAGUUUAUUUAUUGCUCAUACAACUAUAUUCUUGUAUUGUUCAUGACGUACAUGCCAAGUACUGUUAUUAAUAUUUGUAUGAAUACUUGGUCUGAGUCAUUAUGUUAACUAUCCGUCAAACUCAUAUUUAUGUGAAUAUGAUAUCAUACAAUUAUUUUACAAAUAUCACAUUAAAUCAAACCCAUAUGCACUCUGGCACCAGUACUGUAAAAAUACAAGGAUUGAAAUCCAAGACUAGAAAUGUGUCACAGACACUGACUCACCCACAUCUUUUGUUUUGACACAAAUUGACUACUUAUUCUUUAGUUGACAAAACGAUAAUGGGCCAUAUUCUGCCAAAACUGGUCGCAGUCACUAUUCCUUUUUGUAAUUAUCAUCUACACAUAUAAAUAAUUCAACUGUGAAAGCUUGAUCGAGAUCCAUCCAAUAUUUAAACAGAAGUGGAAAACUUGAACUUUUUGGACUUAAUUUUCUAUAGUGCAAAAAGCCCUAGGCUGUUUAAUUGAGACGUGGUGAAACUAAACUUUUACGUUCAGAUUUUAUGAUGUUUAAUAAUAAACUGUGGUUUGUAACUAGAUUUUUAACUCUAUAUGACUAAGAUUCUAUAUUUUCUGAGGCAGUAUAAUAAUAGAUUAAACAAGCAGGUUCGUGGAAUUGAUAUCCCCCGCCAAAUAAAUUUUGUUUAUGGAUGGGUGUAGAACUAAAAGAAAAGGGAUAAGUGAAGGGUUGUGCCUUUUGUCAAUUUUUUGUUUAAACUCAUUUGUAACUGUGAUGGGUUUGCAGAAAUAAAAUGCAGAUAGCAUAUUUUUCAUAAAUCAAUUAACAUUGAUAGUAUCAUGACAAAAGUAGAAAUUGCUUGUUAUGAGCAUUUUCUUAAAUAGAAAUCUUAUAUACUGAGUUAUUGCCCCAAAAAGUAACAACACACCAAAAUAACAAAGGACAAUAACUAAAAACUUAACAGAGGAGGGUUCUUGAGCGUUCAUUUUUUAUUUAGGUGAAUUAAAAAGUCUUGCCUUUUCCACGAAAACAUCUUAAUAUACACUAAAUGUUCAGAGUGUUGCAGAGUGAACACAACAUCCGCCAUGACAUACGUGGCAAUAACAUAAGUAAGUUUUUAAGGUUAAUCAUCCAUCAUUGAGUACGGAAUUCAUUGGUAUCAAUUUGGAAACAUGAUUACUC
This is a messenger RNA of Dreissena polymorpha, 4441 nucleotides long. RefSeq names its product RING finger domain and kelch repeat-containing protein DDB_G0271372-like. Bases 80 to 2008 code for a protein of 642 amino acids. The transcript has 3 exons. Lineage: Eukaryota; Metazoa; Mollusca; Bivalvia; Myida; Dreissenidae. The record is from RefSeq and is a predicted model, not a curated record. Gene Ontology annotation, molecular function: zinc ion binding.